AACAAUAUUUCCCAAAUUGAUUGAUAUUCCCCAAAAGUGAUAAGACGACCAACCAACCUAGUGCUGGUGUUGAAGAUGGAGAUGUUAGUUAGAAGAGUGGCAGGGAUAGAAGGAUGCUACGUUUCACUACCAAUCCACCUGAUUCAAACACUGGAAUCAACUUCUACUGCUGCUCCCCUCUUUUCUUUUCUAGCUCUGGAGCUGCGUUCACUUGCCAACGAUUCCCACGUCUGGUACGUCGCUUGGUCUGGUUCCGCAUCCUCUACCUCUUCCGAAAUUCAGAUUUCUCAGCAAUUUGCAGAAUGCAUUAAUCUGCCAGAUCACACGACUGUUCGAAUACGAGCCAUUCCUAAUAUUCCAAAGGCCAAAUGUGUCACAAUAGAACCCGAUACUGAAGAUGAUUGGGAAGUUCUAGAGCUAAAUGCAGAACAUGCAGAGGCAGCCAUUUUAAAGCAGGCUGGAAUUGUCUAUGAAGCCAUGAGAUUUCCUUUGUGGUUGCAUGGGCGCACAACCAUUACUUUUUCUGUAGUCUCAACCGAUCCCAAAGAACCAUUAGUGCGACUUGUGCCAGGGACCGAAGUCUCAGUUGCUCCCAAAAGACGAAGAAAAUCUGAAAAUUCAAUUGUAAAGGCAUUAUUGCGCAUCCAAGAUGGAGACAGUAGAUUUUGUCACAAAUGUCAGGUCAACGACACUGGGAUAGGAGUGGUUCUUACUUCUGCUGUCUUUAUUCAUCCAGAAACAGCUAAAUCUUUUUCACUAGAUUCUCUUCAACCUGUAGUUUUAGAGCAAAAGUUAGUUACGAAGGAGAGAAAACUAAAUAAUGGAACAUAUAACUCCACCAAGAACGGAAAGUCAACUGCAAAGGAAGUUGAAAAUGGAACAGAAAGUCAGCCGCGGGAUAUUAGACAGGCUGUUGUUCGUCUUCUAUUGUCAGAUUCUGUAGCAAAAGGACACAUCAUGCUGUCUCAGUCAUUGCGACGUUAUCUGAGAGCAGGCCUACAUUCUUGGAUACAUGUGAAGAGUUGCAAGAUUGUUCUACAAAAAGAUUCCCCUCCGUUUAUUCUUUCUCCUUGCCAGUUUAAGAUGAUUGGGAGUGUCUCUGAAAAUGGUGGUUUUGAAAAUCUUCAGGGCCACAGGAACCGUCACACAGAGAAAUUGCUUCUCACCCAAUUUGACCUGACUGAUUGGUCAACCCAUGAGAGAACUAUCACACUAUUUUCAGAUCAUUCAUCUGGUCAAAAAAGUGAAGGAACCUCCGUUAGCUCCAGUACUAAAAACGGGCUAGUGGUUCUUCUGCGUGCAUGGGUCUUGGCUCAACUCGAUGCCAUUUUGUCUUUUUCUAAAACAGAGCGAAGUUCAAUGGUAUUGGGAAAUAAGACGUUGCUUCACUUUCAAGUGAAAGGUAGCGAAUUUGCAGGAGCACGUGAAGUAAAAAAGAGAGCUGCAGAAUCAUUGGUGGAUAUCAUGUAUGUUUUGUCGUUUUCUGAGGAAUCUUUGCAAGGUGGAGUAGCUUAUGAGCUCGAGUUUUCUGAAGCAAACAAGAUGUCGGUAAAUAAGAAAAGCCUAGAGUUUUUUCUUGAGAAAUUGUGUCUGGGCGAAGGUUUCCCUCUUCAUUCUGUCAAAGAAAAAGUAUCUGACAAGCCUUCUAACUUGAAUAUUUCUUCCUUGAGCUGGAUGGGCACAACAGCUGAGGAUGUAACAAAUAGAUUAAUGGUAUUAUUGUCACCCUCCUCUGGGGUGUUUUUAAGUACUUACGAUCUUCCUUUUCCUGGACACGUGUUGAUUUAUGGACCUCCAGGUUCUGGGAAGACAUUACUAGCGACAACUGUUGCAAAAACUAUUGAAGAACAUGAAGAUGUAUUGGCACACAUAGUUUAUGUAGGCUGUUCUAGACUUGCUUCAAGUAAGUCACAGACUAUCCAGCAAGCUGUUUCUAGCUACAUAUCUGAAGCGUUGGAUCAUGCUCCUUCUCUGGUGGUACUUGAUGAUCUUGAUAGUAUUAUAGCAUCUCCUAAUAACUCAGAAGAUCAUCACUCUUCAUCUUCUUCUUCUACGGUCCUCAUGGACUUUCUCACAGGAAUUUUGGAUGAAUAUGAGGCAAAACGGAAGAAUUCAUGUGGAAUUGGUCCCAUUGCAUUCAUAGCUUGUGUGCAGACACUAACGAGUAUUCCACAAGCCUUGAGCUCCUCUGGCAGGUUUGACUUUCAUGUGCAACUUGCUGCUCCUGCCGCUGCUGAACGUGGCGCUUUACUAAAACACGAGAUUCAGAAACGUUCUUUGUUAUGUUCUGAUGACAUUUUGCUAGAUAUUGCUUCCUUGUGUGAUGGAUAUGAUGCGUAUGAUCUGGAAAUACUGGUUGAUAGGUCAGUUCAUGCUGCCAUUGGUCGUUUUGUAUCUCGUGGAUUGGAUUUUGAGACUGAAAGAAAACCGAGUUUGGAGAAAGAUGAUUUUGUACAAGCAAUGAAAGGGUUUUUGCCUAUCGCUAUGCGUGAUAUUACUAAAUCGGCUUCCGAGGAAGGGCAUGGUGGCUGGCAGGAUGUUGGUGGUCUAACGGAAAUUCGGAACUCUAUCAAAGAGAUGAUUGAAUUGCCUUCCAAGUUCCCUGUGAUUUUUUCACAAACUCCUUUAAGGAUGAGGUCUAAUAUUCUUUUAUAUGGUCCUCCUGGUUGUGGUAAAACUCAUAUCGUUGGUGCCGCUGCUGCUGCAUGUUCACUACGGUUCAUCUCGGUGAAAGGGCCCGAGCUGCUGAAUAAAUACAUUGGUGCUUCUGAGCAAGCAGUACGUGAUAUAUUCUCAAAAGCAGCUGCUGCAGCACCAUGCCUUCUUUUUUUUGAUGAAUUUGACUCCAUUGCUCCAAAAAGAGGUCAUGACAAUACUGGUGUGACAGAUCGAGUUGUUAACCAAUUUCUGACAGAGUUAGAUGGUGUUGAGGUUUUAACUGGAGUAUUUGUUUUUGCUGCCACAAGUAGACCUGAUCUACUGGAUGCUGCGCUGCUGCGACCUGGUAGAUUAGAUCGCCUACUUUUCUGCGAUUUCCCAUCACCACAAGAGAGACUUGAUAUUCUUACUGUUCUUUCCAGAAAGUUACCAUUGGCUAAAGAUGUGAAUUUAGAAGCUGUAGCUCAAAAGACUGAAGGAUUCAGUGGAGCAGAUCUCCAAGCUCUUUUAUCGGAUGCACAGCUGGCAGCUGUUCACGAUCUUUUGAAUAGCAAUGAAGCUCACCAGCCUGGAAAUAUGCCACUCAUUACCAAUACACUCUUGCAGUCGAUUUGUGACAAUGCAAGACCUUCAGUUUCAGAAGCUGAAAAACGGAGAUUAUACAGCAUUUAUGGCGAGUUCUUGGAUGCUAAAAGAUCUGCUGCUGCACAGUCAAGAGAUGCAAAAGGGAAAAGAGCAACCCUUGCAUGAUGAUUGACCAACCACCUUUUGAUGCACUUCAUGGCUGUUGCAAUGGCGGGGCUCUAGAUGGUUUUGAUAUGGCGACAGAGUUCAUUACAUGCGGAUAGCUGCUAGGGUCCUAUACGAUUAAUCAUAAAAAGAAACAUGUUCUCUUUACAUUUUGAAAGAAAAUUAUAAUUGUAGAUAUAAUAUUGUUUAUCAACCGUGACAGAUCCGUCACAUUCUACUGUCGGAUUAUGUACCUUUAAGUAUGUUGUUUAACAAAGUAGUAAAGAGUUGCAUACCAUUUCAAUUGAA
Helianthus annuus (common sunflower) is the source of this 3696-nucleotide messenger RNA. RefSeq names its product peroxisome biogenesis protein 1. Bases 76 to 3408 code for a protein of 1110 amino acids. Gene Ontology annotation, molecular function: ATP hydrolysis activity; ATP binding. The record is from RefSeq and is a predicted model, not a curated record. The transcript has 17 exons. Lineage: Eukaryota; Viridiplantae; Streptophyta; Magnoliopsida; Asterales; Asteraceae. Gene Ontology annotation, biological process: protein import into peroxisome matrix. Gene Ontology annotation, cellular component: peroxisome; peroxisomal membrane; cytosol.